GGUUGCUAUGGAGACAGAAAACGCUAAACACGGGAGAGAUUCGGAGCGAGUUCGGUGUUUAAAUCAGUUUAAUAGCUAUAUAUCUGUAUAAUUAUAUAUUCUACAUAUCUUAAAAUCUUUAAACAUUCUGGUUUUAAAGGUCAGAUAACUUAUCUGCGUUAAAUUCAGCGAUAAUUAGCCCUACAGUUUUUUUUGUAAUUUCUUUAUAAUUCAGACUGAUGCUUUUCAAAUGAAUAAAUGAUUAGUUUCUGUUGUUAAUAGUUGUUGAUUUAGUCCGGAUUAGUGAGAACAGGUGAGGAUGGACUCUGAGUACCUGAAGCAGACAGUGGGCAGGUGUCUGGUGGAGGGUUUAGUGGAGGUAAAUGAACAGAGACCUGCAGAUCCUAUAGAAUUCCUGGCUCGGUUUAUCUCACAAUAUAAAGAAAACACAGAGAGAGCAGAGAAGAGUGCUGCAUUAAAGAAGCAGCUAACAGAAGAGCUGGAGAGAGCCAGAGAGGAGGAACAGCAUCAGGAACACCUGAGAGAUGAGGCGGAGCAAAUCAGAGCUGAACAGGACAAAACUGCUUCAUCUGAUCCAGUUGAACCGUCACUAACUACAGAACCAGAAGCUCCUACUGAAGCUGAAGGAUCAGCAGAGCUUCAGCCAGAAGAGGGCGCUGAGCUUCCAGCAUCAGAGUCUCAUCCGCAGGAGGAGAACCAAACUGUUUCAUCUGACCCUGUUGAACCAUCACUAACUACAGACCCAGAAGCUCCUACUGAAGCUGAUGGAGCAGCAGAGCUUCAGCCAGAAGAGGGCGCCGAGCUUCCAACAUCCGAGUCUCAUUUUCAGGAAGAGGAUGCAGAGAAUCAGCAGCUACCAAAUGUAGAUGGCACAGUGAUGGAGGGUGUAGAAGAUGCAGAAAUAAAACCUGAUGAAUCUCCAUCUGAUGAAAUUCCACCUGCCAGUCCUCCACCCCAACCAGAGCCGAGCCAGAACCAGCCAGAAGAGGAGGAUGCAGAGAAUCAGCAGCUACCAAAUGAAGAUGGCACAGUGAAGGAAGGUGUGGAGGAUGCAGAAGUAAAGCCUGAUGAAUCUGCAUCUGCUAAAAUUCCACCUGCCAGUCCUCCACCCCAACCAGAGCCAAGCCGGAACCAGCCAGAAGAGGAGGGCCCGAAUGACCCGGAGAACACACACCCCGACCUGGCUGAAGACCAACCAGCUGCUGUUCUGGAGAGCAGUGCUGCCAAACCCCACAGAGACACAGAGGAGGAUAAAGAAGCCUGAAACUGAUUGAUAUCUUCUCAACUGUUCUGUCUUUUGGAAAUAUAUGUUGUAAGCCUGAUCAUUAUUAUUUUUUAAUAAAUACAUAAACCUA
This is a messenger RNA of Astyanax mexicanus (Mexican tetra), 1355 nucleotides long. It is a transcript of the gene dydc2, whose product is annotated as DPY30 domain containing 2. The record is from RefSeq and is a predicted model, not a curated record. The coding region runs from base 299 to 1264 and encodes 321 amino acids. The transcript is spliced from 8 exons. NCBI's taxonomy places the organism in Eukaryota, Metazoa, Chordata, Actinopteri, Characiformes, Acestrorhamphidae.